Piliocolobus tephrosceles (Ugandan red Colobus) is the source of this 3738-nucleotide messenger RNA. It is a transcript of the gene VSIG10L, whose product is annotated as V-set and immunoglobulin domain containing 10 like. The record is from RefSeq and is a predicted model, not a curated record. Lineage: Eukaryota; Metazoa; Chordata; Mammalia; Primates; Cercopithecidae. Bases 54 to 2702 code for a protein of 882 amino acids. The transcript has 10 exons.
GAUGGGUGCAGUCCUGGGUCUCUCCCCAGUGUCCUUUCAGUGAGGCCAGCACCAUGGACACCCCACAGGCUCUACCGCUCUUCCUACUCCUGGCCUCCUUGGUAGGGGUCCUCACCCUCAGAGCCUCUUCUGGACUUCAGCAAACCAACUUCUCCUCUGCCUUCUCUUCGGACUCAAAGAGCUCUUCCCAGGGGCUGGGUGCAGAGGUUCCCUCCAUCAAACCUCCCAGCUGGAAACUUCCGGAUCAGUCCCUGGAUUCAAAAGGCUCUGCUGGAAUCUCUGAUUCCAGCUGGUUUCCUGAGGCCCUGAGUUCCAACAACAUGUCUGGGUCCUUCUGGUCAAAUGUUUCUGCUGAGGGCCAAGAUUUGAGCCCGGUUUCCUCCUUCUCUGAAACCCCUAGUUCUGAAGUAUUUCCUGAUAUUUCGGACCCUCGAGUUCCUGCCAAAGACCCCAAGCCUUCCUUCUCUGUUAACACCCCAGCUUCAAACAUUUCUGCUCAAGUCUCCAACACCAAACUCUCUGUUGAGGCCCCAGAUUCAGAAUUCUCCCCUGAUGAUAUGGAUCUUCAACUCUCUGCCCAGAGCCCUGAAUCCAAACUUUCUGCAGAGACCCACUCAGCUGCAAACUUCCCCCAGCAGCUAGGGGACCCACUCGCUGUGCUGGUGGGAACUACCAUCCGGCUCCCCCUGGUCCCAGUCCCCAGCCCUGGGCCCCCCACCCCUCUGGUGGUCUGGCGCCGGGGCUCUAAGGUGCUGGCAACUGGAGGCCUGGGGCCAGGGGCACCUCUGAUCAGCCUGGACCCUGCUCACCGAGACCGCCUGCGAUUUGACCAGGCCCGGGGGGUUCUGGAGCUCGCCUCUGCCCAGCUGGACGAUGCAGGGGUCUACACGGCUGAGGUCAUCCGGGCAGGGGUCCCCCGGCAGACUCGCGAGUUCACGGUGGGUGUGUAUGAGCCCCUACCCCAGCUGUCGGUUCAGCCCAAGGCUCCAGAGACAGAGGAGGGGGCGGCCGAGCUCCGGCUGCGCUGCCUGGGUUGGGGACCCGGUCGCGGCGAGCUGAGCUGGAGCAGGGACGGACGCGCCCUGGAGGCGUCGGAAUCCGAGGGAGCCGAGCCGCCCCGGAUCCGCUCAGAGGGCGACCAGCUGCUCAUCGCGCGCCCUGCGCGCAGCGACCACGCCCGGUACACUUGCCGCGUCCGCAGCCCCUUCGGCAGCAGGGAGGCUGCCGCCGACGUCAGCGUCUUCUACGGCCCGGACCCGCCGAUCAUCACCGUCUCCUCGGACCGCGACGCCACGCCUGCCCGCUUUGUCACCGCGGGCAGCAACGUGACCUUGCGCUGCGCUGCCGCCUCGCGGCCGCCCGCCGACAUCGCGUGGAGCCUAGCGGACCCGGCCGAGGCCGCGGUGCCCGCGGGGCCGCGCCUCCUGCUGCCCGCGGUCGGGCCGGGCCACGCAGGCACCUACGCCUGCCUGGCAGCGAACCCGCGAACCAGCCGCCGCCGCCGCUCGCUGCUCAACCUCACUGUGGCGGACCUGCCCCCCGGGGCUCCACAGUGCUCAGUUGAAGGAGGUCCCGGGGACCGCAGCCUCCGCUUCCGCUGCUCGUGGCCCGGCGGGGUCCCUGCCGCCUCCCUGCAGUUCCAGGGUCUCCCCGAAGGCAUCCGCGCGGGGCCAGUGUCCUCUGUGCUGCUGGCGGCCGUCCCCGCCCACCCCCGGCUCAGCGGCGUCCCCAUCACCUGCCUUGCUCGCCACCUGGUGGCCACGCGUACCUGCACAGUCACGCCGGAGGCCCCCCGAGAGGUACUGCUGCAUCCGCUGGUGGCAGAGACACGGUUGGGGGAGGCAGAGGUGGCACUGGAGGCCUCUGGUUGUCCCCCACCCUCUCGGGCAUCCUGGGCCCGGGAAGGGCGUCCCCUGGCUCCAGGAGGCGGGAGUCGCCUGCGGCUCAGUCAAGAUGGGCGGAAGCUCCACAUCGGCAACUUCAGCCUGGAUUGGGACCUGGGAAAUUACUCCGUGCUGUGCAGUGGGGCGUUGGGAGCUGGCGGUGACCAGAUCACCCUCAUUGGACCCUCCAUAUCCUCGUGGAGGCUUCAGAGAGCCAGAGAUGCAGCCGUGCUGACUUGGGAUGUAGAGCGCGGGGCCCUAAUCAGCAGUUUUGAGAUCCAGGCAUGGCCAGAUGGGCCUGAUCUGGGCAGGACUUCCACCUACAAGGACUGGGUCUCCCUGCUCAUCCUGGGGCCUCAGGAGCGGUCAGCUGUGGUGCCCCUUCCACCUCGGAAUCCAGGGAUCUGGACCUUUCGGAUCCUGCCCAUCCUGGGGGGCCAACCAGGGACUCCAUCACAAAGCCGGGUCUACCAGGCCGGCCCCACAUUGAGCCACGGGGCCAUUGCCGGCAUCGUCCUGGGCUCCCUACUGGGCCUGGCGCUGCUAGCCGUACUUCUCCUCCUUUGCAUCUGCUGCCUGUGCCGCUUUCGUGGAAAGACUCCUGAGAAAAAGAAGCAUCCUUCUACCUUGGUCCCCGUGGCCACCCCCUCAGAAAAGAAGAUGCACAGUGUGACCCCAGUGGAGAUUUCAUGGCCUCUGGACCUCAAAGUCCCGCUGGAGGACCACAGCUCAACUAGGGCCUACCAAGCCACAGACCCCAGUCCAGUUGUCUCUGUAGGUGGGAGCUCAAAGACUGUUCGGGCAGCCACACAGGUGUGAUCAGAGCCAGUGGCCUGCCCUGCACAGGGCAUUUUGGGCCAGAACUUCCUAUUUCACUCCAGCAGCAGGCAGGGCCUGCUAUGACUGAGGGUUGGACCCUGAAAGUGGGACUUUCUGUCUCCCUCUCUUGCUGCAGAAGAAGAGUCUUCCUGUAUUUGUGCAAGUAAGGAGAUGUGACUUCUUGGCUGGGAAACUCCUGCUGAUAUCACUGUGUGGUUUGCACAACGUCCAAGCCUCUGCAGCAGACAGGCAGGGCUUGCUGUGUUGCUCUGAGCUAGAGAGGGAGCUUAGCCAUGCUCUCUGAAAGGUCCCCCUACAUUCACUUUGCCACAUGUAGACCACACCCCAUCCAGCUCCCAGCAUCUUCAUCUUAAAACAGAUCAGAUCAUGUCCCUCUUCUCUUUAAACACUUCUAUGGCCUGUGCAUUUCCCUUCAGAUAUUAUCCAAACUCCUCGUCGUGACCUUCAAAAAUCUUGUGGUCUGGCCUCUGUUGGCCUCCCUGACCUCCCCUCCCAAUUCUUUCUCUGCCCCGUGACUCCAGUAUCACAGGCUGUCUCUCAGCCACAAUUUAUUUUGCCCCUAGAGUUUGCUCUGCUGGUAACACUUCUUUUUCCCUUAUGUCAUUCAUUCCUCAAGUCUAAGAGUAACAAUUGCCAUCUUAGACGACCAUUCCCCUACCCCUCCCUUAGUCUUGGGUUAAGUCCCAGAAUCCUUGAAUAUGCCAUUUCUGAUACAUAAAUAUGUAAUUACUUGUGUGGCCUGAGACUCUCUGUCUAAACUAAGGGCUUUACGAAAGCAGACACCACAUCAUUAUCUCAGCACUUAACCCAGAGCCUGGCACACAGCAGGCAAUCAAUAAAUAUUUGUUGACUGAUCAGAUGUUUUGGUGCUGGUGAAGAGCUGGGCUUGCUGCUGCUGUCUUCAGCGUAAGUCUUGCUUUUUCGGCUGGGUCUCUAAUUGAGAAUUUAGAGAGUGCCUUGGUGAGGAUUCUUUGGACUGCAAGUAACAAAAUAAAAUGGUGGCAGGAAAUAUGAA